This is a messenger RNA of Equus quagga, 522 nucleotides long. Its product is annotated as olfactory receptor 52R1-like. Lineage: Eukaryota; Metazoa; Chordata; Mammalia; Perissodactyla; Equidae. The transcript has 2 exons. Gene Ontology annotation, molecular function: olfactory receptor activity. Gene Ontology annotation, cellular component: membrane. The record is from RefSeq and is a predicted model, not a curated record. Gene Ontology annotation, biological process: G protein-coupled receptor signaling pathway. The coding region runs from base 1 to 522 and encodes 173 amino acids.
AUGUGCAGGCUCGGUCAGAGAUACAGCAGAGACCAUGGGCUGCUGUGGGUGAGCCCCUUCUGCUUCAUGGUCUCCAGGAUGCCUUUCUGUCCCAACCAGGUCAUUCCCCAGUCAUACUGUGAGCACAUGGCUGUGCUGAAGCUGGUGUGUGCUGACACUACCAUAAAUCGUGCAUAUGGGCUCUUUGUGGCCUUCUCUGUGGUUGGCUUUGAUACGAUUGUCAUCAGUAUAUCCUAUGUGAUGAUUUUGAGAACUGUGCUGGGGUUGCCCUCUGGUGAAGCCCGGCUCAAGGCUUUUGGCACAUGUGCUUCCCAUAUUUGUGUCAUCUUGGCUCUUUACGUCCCAGCCCUCUUUACUUUCCUCACCCACCGCUUUGGACAUCAUGUGCCCCGAGUGGUACACAUCAUGUUCGCUAAUCUCUAUUUACUGGUCCCUCCCAUGCUCAACCCCAUCAUUUACGGAGUUAGAACCAAACAGAUCAGGGACAGGGUUAUUCAAGGAUGUUGUGGCAAAGACCCCUGA